Messenger RNA from Trichechus manatus latirostris (Florida manatee), 728 nucleotides. It is a transcript of the gene PIN4, whose product is annotated as peptidylprolyl cis/trans isomerase, NIMA-interacting 4. The record is from RefSeq and is a predicted model, not a curated record. Lineage: Eukaryota; Metazoa; Chordata; Mammalia; Sirenia; Trichechidae. Gene Ontology annotation, biological process: rRNA processing. The transcript is spliced from 4 exons. Gene Ontology annotation, molecular function: peptidyl-prolyl cis-trans isomerase activity; DNA binding. Gene Ontology annotation, cellular component: nucleus. The coding region runs from base 16 to 411 and encodes 131 amino acids.
CGGCAAGUUUCGGAGAUGGCGCCCAAAGGAAAAGGCAGCACUGGGAAAGGGGGGAAAGGGGGAGCCGCCUCUGGGAGUGAAAGUGCUGACAAGAAGGCUCAGGGUCCCAAAGGUGGUGGCAAUGCAGUAAAGGUCAGACACAUUCUAUGUGAAAAACACGGUAGAAUUAUGGAAGCCAUGGAAAAGUUAAAGUCUGGAAUGAGAUUCAAUGAAGUGGCUGCACAAUAUAGUGAAGAUAAAGCCAGGCAAGGGGGCGACUUGGGCUGGAUGACCAGAGGGUCCAUGGUAGGACCAUUUCAAGAAGCUGCAUUUGCCUUGCCUGUAAGUGGGCUGGAUAAGCCUGUGUUUACAGACCCUCCAGUUAAGACAAAAUUUGGAUAUCACAUUAUUAUGGUUGAAGGGAGAAAAUAAAAUCAUAUGAAAGACUGAAUAAAUUAUAUACAUUCUGUAUAUCUCUUUAUAAGGUAUUGAAUAAUCCUUGUAUUUUAUCAGCUGUGUCAGUGUGAGUUUAUAGGUGCAAAAUAGGGUGGGUGUAAGUUAGUAUUUAAUGCAGUAGGUGUUCAGUCAGUAGUUCUCAAAGUCAAGCCAACUCUAACCUGUACUCCCUUUUCUCCUAGAGCUACACUAUCUGAUUUUCAGUAUGUCCCAUAAAUUAAUUCAGAAACCAUCUGUAGGGAAGCCAGAUAUCAGCUUACACUAUUCAUGCAACUGAAAAUACUAGGCAUCAA